Messenger RNA from Spodoptera frugiperda (fall armyworm), 2996 nucleotides. RefSeq lists its product as uncharacterized. The record is from RefSeq and is a predicted model, not a curated record. The transcript has 6 exons. Bases 129 to 1493 code for a protein of 454 amino acids. Lineage: Eukaryota; Metazoa; Arthropoda; Insecta; Lepidoptera; Noctuidae.
UUAUUUUUCUAUUUCUAGAUAAACAAGACAAUAUAUUGAUAGUAACAGUGAACGGAUUGUUGGAACGCUACGUAAGAAGGACUGGUUCAUAUUUUGACUAUCCGAUAUUCAAAUAUGUAGACGGAGAAAUGAUCAUCGUCACUUGCGAAGCUAAACGACCGUAUUCAAGUAUUCCAUUACAGUUUUAUUUUGACAGAGAACAAGUAACUUUGUACAAUAGAAUCAAAGUUAAGAAAAUUGAUGACAAAAUAGUUGCUACUAUAAAUUCGUCUGCUGUUUUCCUGAACAAUAAAACUCUUUCAUGUGGAUUUAAUAGUAGAAGAGAGAAGGAAGAAUAUGCCAGAAUGACAUUCAAGUCUGAUGUUGCAGUCCCAGUUGGUACGGUACGUGUGUUUGGUCUGGCCAGACCAAAUAUUCUGUACCAGUACCACAGCGGUGACGUUUGGACCACCGUCUACCAAUACUCGGUAAACGAAACUAUAAGCUUGGGGUGUGUUCUGAAUAUCCUGCCCUCUGGAAACUAUAAAUUUAAAUGGAAUUUUAAUGGAGUAGAGUCAUCUAAAAAUGAUUAUAGACAAUCGAACAUGAUGAAAUAUGCAGUUGAGAAUUUUACAAAAACUUUAACUGAAAACGAUGAUAAAAAAAAUAUCAAAUGCAUUGCUUAUGAAUACUACUAUAACAACAAAAUAUUGUAUGUUGCUGAAGUACAAUUACAACUGAAAGAGAUAUCAAACUCGGAGAACUUUGAGGAUCAAAUUAAUCCACAUACGACCAUCCCAUUUAUACUCCUUUACGUAGUAGUCUGCGUGGCUGUCGUUGCUUUCUUAAUAUGCAUCCUUAUUUUCUGGUACAAAAGGUUCAAAACGGCGAAACUACUUAACAACCGUUACAACAACAUUUCAAAUCAAAACGAAAGUCCGAUACCACCUUUUCCGGCGCAGUGGGAUGAAAACAAUCAGUACGCGAAAACCGACGAAGGUGUUACACAAGAGAAUUACUCAUACGCAUAUAGUAACAAGAUACCCAAAUAUCCAAACCUAAGACAGAGUCAUCCUCCAUCAGAAAAUCACUAUACAGAAAUUGAUGAUAACUUCACAAUACCCAAUAAAUCAACGAGCAAUGAUGCCUACCAAGUAGUAAAUGUUAAUAAGAAUAGUACCCCGGCUACUAAAGAUACUAAACCUAAUGAAGACACAUAUGAUAAACUUAUACGUGAUGGUAAACCGAAGAAACGAAAUACUGGCAAACCUGAUAUUUAUGAAGCAGUAGAUGCAAAGCAUAAUAGACCUGAACAGCAAGAUUACAAGAAUGUUAAUGCUAUGGCAGAUAUAAAUGAUAGUGCCUACGCUUAUGCUUAUGAUACACGACCUGUUGCUGCUAAAUGGCAGGAUAAGGACAGAAGUGCUUUGGAUUAUGAUGUCCCAUAUGCUAUAAGCGGAGUCAUUAGGGAAAACGACUGUUAUGUAGGCCUAGACACACUUGAAAAAAAUUGAUUUAUAUAUACAGUGAAACCUUGUUAAGUGAGACAUCAAGGGGUCUUUAAAUUCGUAUCACUUAUAGAGGUAUUCCACUAACCCAGUGUCUCAGAUAACCAGGUAUAAAUAAAUAUUUGUCUCAUUUACAGAGGGUUCCAUUAAUAGAGGUGAAAAUACAGGUUAUUUCAGAUAAAGAGGGGUGAUUCUUAAAUAAGACUAUGUGUUAUGUGCACAUUGUAAUUGAAUAAGAAUAAGUAAAUCAACAAACAAAACAAUUUAUCUCAGUUACUGAGGUUUAUGUAUUUAAUAUUCACUUGCUGCCUCAGUUAUAGAGAUAACUAUGAUGAUAAAUCGAAAGAACGAAUCCCAGAUAAAGAGGAUUGUGUUUCCCACUAAUAGAGGUAAUUCAGUGCCAAUGUGUUGGGACCUCAGUAUGAGUUCUAGUUGUGGAGGUUUCUCACUUAUCCAGGUCCCACUUAACCAAGUUUCACGUAUUUACUUUUAUUUCUAUAUGCUUUAAAUUAAGAUAUUUUAGAGAAUAUGUUCUUAGUAACUAUAGACAGAAAGUGUCUUCUACUGAAGUAUUACUACCUAUACCAGGGAUGGCGAACGUUUACAUAUUGUCGUGCCAACUACUUUGAAGAAAUGUGUAUUGAGGUCUGCCAUCAAAUAAUUUUUACUUUUUAUCAAUCAGUAGCAACAAAGUCUACAGUUAGUCUGAUUGUAAGCAGUCAUCACAUCGUUAGAUAUCUACGAUACUAGAUAGCAAUGCUAGAUACAAAUGAAUUGGUUUAUAGCCAUAGUUUUAUGUUUAGUGGUCACUGUCGUGCCCAAAAUAUUGUGUGCCGUGCCAUCAGUGGCACACGUGCCAAUGGUUUGCCAUCCCUAACCUAUACGAACGUUUUCCUCAUCGAAGUUAUCUGCAUGCGGUUUUAAAACCAGUGAAUUCAUUGAAUCAUAAUUAUAUUACUGACAUUUUAAACGCUACUGUAAUUAUAAUUAUAAAAUUAAUUUCUGCCACGAUUUGACUUAAAGUUGACAUUUUUUUUUAUAUAUAAAAUAAUGUUGCACCUUCUACCUAGAAUUUAGCUACUAUUCUUUAGCAAAUCCGGCGAACUCCGUUUCGCCACCAAUGAUUUUCCCUAUGUUCCUGCUUUUUUUCCUGAAUUUUCUUUGCUAUAACCCUCACGGAGCCUGAGACGUUUCCAACGACUGUAAAACCGUGGAAAUCGGUUCGUGCGUUCUGGAGUUAUAGCGUCAGGGAGGAAAACUCGACUUAUUUUUAUAUUAUAGAUUUCUGCCACGACUUAAACUAAAGCUGAGAAUUUCUUUUUUCUUUAAGUAUAAUGUAGAAUAAUGUUCACCUAGAAUUUUAUUGGAAUUGUAAUAACAAUGAAUAUAUUUAUCUUAAAAUAUAAUGUAAUGUCUGUAAAAGGUAGCUAAGUCUUAAGCACUUUAUUAAUUCUGUGACCAUCAUCUGUACACUUAGUUGCAAUAAACGCUUUGACUUUGACUUUUAAA